Messenger RNA from Apodemus sylvaticus (European woodmouse), 838 nucleotides. It is a transcript of the gene Psmg3, whose product is annotated as proteasome assembly chaperone 3. The record is from RefSeq and is a predicted model, not a curated record. NCBI's taxonomy places the organism in Eukaryota, Metazoa, Chordata, Mammalia, Rodentia, Muridae. Bases 178 to 546 code for a protein of 122 amino acids. The transcript is spliced from 3 exons. Gene Ontology annotation, biological process: proteasome assembly.
CCAACGGACCGGAAGCGGAAGCUCCCGCCGGCGGGCUGAGUUGCUCGCUGAGACCGCUCUCUGGUGUAUUUUGUGUGCUGAGCGCUGGUUGCUGAGGAUUUUGGGCCCUCAGUAGUGAUCCAGCCAUCUCCAGUCCUGCACGGUCCGGGUUCCCGGCUUCCACUGAAGAACGGAGCCAUGGAAGACAAACCACUGGUAGUAUCCAAACAGAAGACAGAAGUGGUAUGUGGUGUGCCCACCCAGGUGGUCUGCACGGCCUUCAGCAGCCACAUUCUGGUUGUGGUGACCCAAUUCGGGAAGAUGGGCACGCUAGUCUCCUUGGAGCCCAGCACUGUGACCAAUGACAUCAGCAAGCCAGUGCUCACCACAAAAGUCCUCCUCGGACAGGACGAGCCUCUCAUCCAUGUCUUUGCAAAGAACCUGGUAGCAUUUGUGUCACAAGAAGCAGGAAACAGAGCCGUUCUCCUGGCCAUGGCUGUGAAGGACAAGAGUAUGGAGAGGCUGAAAGCCUUGAAGGAAGUGAUCCGGCUGUGCCAGGUGUGGUGACCUGCAGGCAGCAGUGCCAGGCACUCAGAUGUGUGGACGCUCAGUGGGCGGGGUCUUUGAGACCCCUCUCUCCAGCGCCCUGUUAUUCUCUGUUAACCCUCAAAGCCAGAAGGAACUCAAGUCUCCGGACACGCCCUGCGUGGCUACUGUGUUCUGCCUGGGGCACUGGAAAUGGCUCUGGGCUGCAGCAGGUGCAUCCACCGAGCGGAAAUCAGCAGCCAGUUACGGGGAUUCCCUGGGUGUGUGGGAGCACGUGUGGGAAAAUUUUUUUAUUAAAAAUAAAUCUAAAAUA